Molecule: messenger RNA, 4482 nt
Organism: Lethenteron reissneri (Far Eastern brook lamprey)
Lineage: Eukaryota; Metazoa; Chordata; Hyperoartia; Petromyzontiformes; Petromyzontidae
Product: Golgi resident protein GCP60-like
Cellular component (GO): Golgi membrane
Source: RefSeq, a predicted model, not a curated record
UCCCGCUCAAGAGGCAGCGGCGUUCACGCCCCACAACCACCACCGCCAUCCUCCUACCACCAUCAUCAUCAUCAACCAUCCUCCUCCCUCUUACCACCACCACCAUCAUCAACCAUCCUCCUGCCGGCACCGGUCACGUCACCAAAGCCGGGGGAGACACCGAGAAGGCGACACGGGGAAGAGAGAGAGACAGACACAGAGAGAGAGACACACACAGAGAGAGAGACACAGAGACAGACACACAGAGAGAGAGACACAGAGAGAGACACACACAGAGAGAGAGACACACAGAGACAGACACAGAGAGAGAGAGACAAAGGCGGACGUGCGGCGCCUGGUGGUACACGUAGGCGAAGGAAGACGUCGUAAGAGAGGAAUAUUACGCGGACACGGGAGCGGUGGGUCGUGGUGAGUGAGUGGUGUGGUGUGAGUGUGUGGCGGUGUUUGUAACAAGGAGACAGGCGCAGAUGCAUGCGUGAGAGAGGGACAAGCCUUGGGAAGAAGUGGUGGUGGUGGUGGGGGGGAGAGGAGAGAGAAACAAAGACGGAGGGGAAGGGCGUGGAGAGAGAGACCGGGGAGGGAGCUUGAGACACACGGAGACAGAGAGAGACACAGACAGAGAGGGACAGAGACACAGAGAGAGACACAGACAGAGAGAGGCACAGAGAGAGACACAGAGAGAGAGGCAGGCAGGAUUCGUGAGGCAACAUCGAGGCGGAUCUAGGACAGGAAGGAAGGAAGGCGAUCCACUGUACAGCCCGGGCGACAAGGCACACGGAGAGAGGGCGACUGUGACACAGACGCGGGGAGACGAACACGGGACACGAUGGCCACGGAGGGCGCCAUGCAGAUGCUGGAGGCCGCCACCGCCUCCCUAACGGUGCAGAGCACGGACGUACAAGGCCCCGGCCAUGGUAACGCUGCGCCCGACGGCCUGCCGACUCUGGCGGCACGCAGCGAGGGUGCCGCCCUUGAGGAGCGCUGGGGCAUCCCUCGGAGGGAGCUCUUCGUCCUCGCCCUGCGGUUUUACAAAGACAACGUGGGCGAGGGUUUCCCUGCGAGCGCCCAGGACCGCGCUCGGCUGCAGGCGGCGUGUGAACGAGCCGAGGCCGAGGAGGAGGUGCCCGGCUCCCAGGUCGAGUCGUCGGGGUCGCGGCCGGGGGACGCGGGCGACUCGGCCCCUUCGGAUGAUGCUCGCGCCCACUUCACGCAGCUGCUUAUCGCUCACUGCCCGCUCUUCGUGUCCUACAUGCUCGCCCAGCGGAGCGAAGGGCGCAGCCUAGGUGAGCUGCAUGGACAGGUGGAUGGAUUGGGCAAAUCUCAGAGUGAGGUAGCGAAGGUGUUGGGCCCUGAUGGAACCCUCAUGCCCCUGAAAAAAGAAAAACCCGCAAUGGUGCCACCCGUGCUAUGGACGAGCAGCGAACUGCGGCAGUUCAAGACGCGCGUGGCGCAGGAGCCGCACGGAGUGCUGCGCAUUGGGUGCGGCGAGGUGGGCACCGUGCGGGUCCCCACCCGCCCCGGGGCCUCGCACCUCUGCUGGGAGUUCGCCACGGACAGCUACGACCUGGCAUUCGGCCUCUACUUCGAGUGGAACGAGGAGCCGGGCUGCGACGUCACGGUGAGCGUGAGCGAGUCCAGCGACGAGGAGGACGAGGACGAUGACGAGGGCGUGCAGGGGAGCGGCGAGGGUGGAGCCGGCCCCUCCGCAGCCACAGCAGACGGCGGCGUGAGCGACGUGGAGCGGGGCAGCAGCCGCCCCUCGGAGCCGCCCCUCGACGAGGUGGAGCCCCUGUGCCGUCGCAACUGCCACGAGCUGGUGCAGUGUGGCACGCACUGCUACCCGGGCGUCGGCCUCUACCACCUCAAGUUCGACAACUCCUAUUCGCUGUGGCGCUCCAAAACCCUUUACUACCGCGUGUACUACAACUGAGUUAAGGCCACGCUGCUCUCGGGCGAUUAUUAGGGCAAUCGUUCAACCGGUUCUGGCAAACUUGUGGUAGUGCAGUGGCACAGAGUGAUGGAGUUCUAUCUGGCCAAUGAUUUUGUUGAAAAUUGUGACGGAACAAUGAUUGGUCCACAGACCACACCACAUUGGGUCGUUGCGUGACCUUUGAAUGAUGAUUGGUCUACUGAGUAAAAACCCCCCUUGGAUUUUGAUAUGACCUCUGUCUCGGAUCUGAUUGGAAAGUUGCUGUCACAUUUGAUCACUACGUGGAACAGAUUUGUCCACCUUUUAGGCAACAAAAUUUUUAAAAUAAGAAACGGAGCAACAAUGAUUGCUGAUGAUAAUUGCCGGCAACAAUUGUCCUACAUUUUCCCUAGUGUCUCGUGCCCUUCAGGAAUCGGGAUUGAAUGAGGUGGGAAUUCUGGACAGAGGUUUGGUGUAGGCAUGUAAUAAUUCACAUCCCCACUGCGAUUGGAUGAUUUGUUGUUAUUGAGGGUCACGAUUCGAUUCAAGAACUUAGGUGUCAUUAGUUUGCAGGAUUUACAGGUUUUACAUGAAACAAACACGUACGUGUUCACAUCAACAGUCAUAGAUUCCUAAACAUGUGAUUAAAAAAUCGUAAUUGUGAGCCUAAGAAUAGAUUUUGAUUUAUGAAUCAAUGCAUCUUUACAUCUUAAGUAACACUUCAAUCUGCUAUAUUCUUAUCCUUGCGAUACACGGCAUGAAACGGCACGUAUAAGAAUUGUAUGGUUACAGCCCUGCAAUCACUGUACGGUCCACUCGUUCCACCACACCGAGAGAAACGAACAGGGACCUCCAAUCGUGGAAGGGGACGAAUCGUUACAUGGAUUUUUCUAGUCAGGAAGGGGGCCUCGCCGCAGGGAGAGGCUAUAUGGGAGAGAGAGAGAAGCCCCACGCUGGGAGGGGUGGGGAGCUUAGGGGGAAGCAGUGAAUUUGACUGCAAACAGGAAGGUCCACUGCGGGGUUUGCGACGAGACGGACAAGGCCGCGAGUGAGGUGGCGGUCGGUCUGUUGCGAGCCUCUAGUGGGCGGGAUGAUUCGCUGUAGCCAUGGAAUCAAUGGAGGGGGAGCAGCCUUUCCUGCGAGUCGACCAGUCCAUCGGCUGUACAGAUAUUACUCGUUUUUAAAAGUCUCGAACGUGGGAUACUCCAUACGAUCAGAUCGCUUGCGUUUGUCAGCGACAAAAUGUGGCCAUUCGUGUGCUUGCACGCACGGAAAGGGAGCGCCUCCCCUUUCGCAAUUCCGAAAGUACUCACCGUUGAGGUAGUUGUGUAGUCCUUGCUAUGAUUAUUAUUUUGUAUUUACCAUUCCUAAAUUAACUGUGUACUAGUUUUACGAAAAGGCCCAUGUGUAGCACCGUUUGUUGGACUCGGCAUUUGCGACGACACGUUAUCCGAAGGGCGUUUGUUACGAAUUAACUUAUAUUGUUAAGACGAGUCUGUCAAUGUUGUGUGUUCAUAUGCUUUAGAAGGUGGGGCGGGGGGGGCAGAUGUGUUGAAGUGCAACAAGGGUUAGAUGAUAACGAAUCAGUGUAGGAUGGGCAGGGGGUCUAAGCUGGGGUUAGAGUUAGGCAGCGAACUGUGUUUACCCGUCUGGUUGGGAAGCGUUACACUUUGUACCGCACCUGCGUUUCUCAAGUUGUAGACCGAAGGUGUAUCCGCCAAGCAGCGGACAAUUGUCCGUGGCUCAACCUCACAAACUCUUGUAGCCAUUAUUAAGCCUCUUUGUAACAUGUUUUUGUGAUGAUAUUGCACAUACCUUUUGCCAUCGGGAGACCGAUACCCCCCCCCCCCCCAUUGUCCAAGAGCACUCAUUUAAAGGUCGGGUCGCCCGUGGGAAUGGAGUUACUGCUAACAGGGCCCACCUGCACAUGCUGUCACCAACCCAGAGCAAGCUCUCUCCGUGGACUAGCGGCAAAAUCAGAAAAUAUUUAGUGAGAAAUGAAGCCCUCCCUGGCUUGCCAUAAUUUCACGAUGGCCGAGUUGGUGGCAGCAUCGAUGAGGUGGAAUCAAUCGCCGCCUCCUAUGGCGAGCGGAAAUAUUUUUGCAGAGUAAGACGACAAAGUUGCGUUUUGUCGAGGUUUUCCCGUGGCUUGGACGCCGCCGCCGCCGCGAUUGGGUUGCACUGAGCAGAAGCCAGAAACGACCUCGGCUCAGGCAGGCCGAGGGCUCUGGAACUUACGAACACCAGUGCCAGGUUUAACAGAGAUUGUCGCUUUAUCGUGUUAGUUGCUUGUUUAAAAACAACGGACAUGCAAAUUAUACCUGCUCAUAAAGUACACGAAUAUAAUUGAAAGUUUCGCCAAAUAUGCUGCCAUUUUCGUAAAAAAAAGUUCAUCCCGUCCAGACACAAGGGAGGACAUUACAGGCCCCAAAUGGCCAACUUGUGACUCUGCUAAUUCGUAUUUAUUCCACCACGUGUGUGCACAAACACAUUUCGCAAAGUGAACUUGUACAUUUUGUGCUCCAUUCACCUCAAUGCUAUUGGCAAAUAAAAUUACUUUGCUAAAUGUAAAA